Pichia membranifaciens NRRL Y-2026 is the source of this 1960-nucleotide messenger RNA. RefSeq lists its product as hypothetical. Gene Ontology annotation, molecular function: metalloexopeptidase activity. The transcript has a single exon. Bases 124 to 1647 code for a protein of 507 amino acids. The record is from RefSeq and is a predicted model, not a curated record. Gene Ontology annotation, biological process: proteolysis. Lineage: Eukaryota; Fungi; Ascomycota; Pichiomycetes; Pichiales; Pichiaceae.
ACGGGCACCUUUCUCUCUUCUCCUACCUUUUUCUUUUGGAAGUAACCAGCUUUUGCUACGUUUUAGGAGUAAAAACUGGAAGAACAAAACACUGAACGCAAUAAAAAGAAGAACUCACUCGUUAUGAAAUUCGACUUCUUGACCUCAACCCUCGUUUUAGCCAACAUUGCAAAUGCUGCAAUUUUGCCACAGGCAGCUUUAAGCUUAGAAAAUGAAAUAGAGACCAUGGAGACCUACCUAGGUUUGCUUGGACCAUCUGAGAUUUCUGAGUUGCCAUUGGUCAACUCCACCGAAUUGCAGGCUUUGAUCACUCACGAGGCCCUCUUUGCUCGUGCUGAAAAGCUCUACGAGAUUGCUGGUCACUCCAACAAGAGCUACGGCCACCCAACUCGUGUUAUUGGCUCGAAGGGCCAUUGGGCAACCAUUGGCUAUAUUGAACAUGAAUUGAAGAAGUUGCACGGUUACUACAAUGUUACCACUCAACCUUUCAAGGCUUUCAUGUCGGAAAUUUUUAGCUUCAACGCCACUAUUGAUGAUGAAGUUCCUAAAAGUUUGGUUGAAAUGGACAUGUCCCCUCCAACCCCAAAAAAGGCUCCUGUAUAUGGGGAAUUAUUUUUGGUAUCUAAUUCUGGUUGUACCGAUGACGAUUAUGCUAAUGUUACCGGCAAGAUUGCUUUUGUCAAAAGAGGUGAAUGUGCUUUUGGAGACAAGGCACAAUUAGCUGCCAAGUAUGGUGCAUUGGCUGCAAUAAUCUAUAACAAUGAGCCAGGCGAAAUUAGAGGUACUUUGGGUGUCCCACCGGAAGGUGUAAAAGUUGCAUCUGCUGUUGGUAUCAACAAAGAGGAAGGUGAUAAGUAUGCAAAGCUUUUGAGUGAAGGUCAAACUUUAAAAGCUUCUGUCCAAGUUGACUCUUACGUUGGCCCAAUCACUACUGUCAACGUCAUUGCAGAAACAAACCACGGUGAUCCAGACAACGUUGUAAUGUUGGGUGCACAUUCUGAUAGUGUUGCUGCGGGUCCAGGUAUCAACGAUGAUGGUUCUGGUACUAUCUCACUUUUAGAAGUUGCCAAGCAAUUGACCAACUACCGUGUUGAGAACAAGGUUAGAUUUGCAUUCUGGGCUGCUGAAGAAGAAGGACUUUUAGGUUCAAACUACUAUGCUGACAACCUGACCCCUGGUGAGAACGAGAAGAUUAGAUUAUUCAUGGACUAUGACAUGAUGGCAUCACCAAACUAUGAGUACGAAGUUUAUGACGCAAAUAAUGUUGACAACCCAAAAGGUAGUGAAGAGUUAAAGAACCUUUACAUUGACUACUAUACUUCUCUUGGUUUGAACUACACCUUGAUUCCAUUCGAUGGUCGUAGUGAUUACGUUGGUUUCAUUGAACACGGUAUUCCUGGUGGUGGUAUUGCGGCUGGUGCUGAAAAGGACAAUGCGGAAAAUGGUGAGGUUUUAGACAGAUGCUAUCACCAAUUGUGUGACGACAUAUCCAACAUUGCUUGGGAUGCAUUUUUGAUUAACACUCAAUUAAUUGCACACAGUGUUGCAACUUACGGUGCUAGCUUAAAAGACUUCCCAGUCAGAGUCAACACUACCGAUGUCAAUGCACUUUCGUUUGCAUACAGAGGUGACAAGUUGAUUUUCUAGACAAUAUGAUAUCCAGUUUUUUUUCGUGAACCGAGUUUAUUGUCAAAGUUAUUUCACACGUGCCAAUUACACUAAAAAUUUGUGUGACACAAACACACAAAUAUACACUAGCACACCCACACACAAACACGUAAACAAAACACAGAAUAAAAGAUGCAUAGCUCAAUAUGCAAGAUAUAAAAAAUAUACAAUAGACACUUAGAAAGCAUCCGGUAUAGAUUUUAGUAUAAGUUGUUGAAUAAAAUGUAUCUAGUAUUAAUUAUGUCUAAAUAUUGUAUUUAUAUGCGAGUAUACAUUUGAUUGAAAAGUAUUA